AUGUCUAUCUCUGUUAAUGGUUCCUUACAUGGAUAUUUCCGUUGCACUCGUGGUGUUAGGCAAGGUGAUCCUCUUUCACCGUUGCUUUUUUGUUUGGCUGAAGAGGUACUAAGCAGGCAGAUUUCCAAACUGGUGGAGGAUAACAAAUUGUCUCUUAUGCAGGGGUCCAGGGGAGUCAAUUUUCCUUCUCAUUGCUUCUAUGCGGACGAUAUCAUGAUUUUCUGUACAAGUAGGAAAAGUAAUCUCCAAAACCUCAAAAAUCUUUUUGUUAGUUAUUCCAAUUGUUCUGGGCAAUUUGUUAGUCAAUCCAAAUCUACCAUUUUUUGCGGAGCUAUGGUCCGGUCUCGGCAGCUUGAGCUUGCUCAAUUCAUUGGAUUUCCAUUAGGAUCGCUGCCUUUCUUGUAUUUGGGAAUUCCUAUCUUUAGAGGCAAGCCUAAGAGGAUUCAUUUUCAACACUUGGUGGACAAGAUAAAGAAUAAGCUAGCUAAUUGGAAGGCUGUGUUGCUGUCUUUUGCAGGUAGAGCUCAGCUGAUUCGUUCGGUUAUCCAAGUCACGGUGGCGUGGAGCAAAGUCUGCAGGCCAUUUUCUGAAGGAGGGCUAAACAUAAGGUCUCUAACAACCUUAAACGAGGCGUCCAAUUUGAAGCUUUGUUGGGACAUGUUGUUGUCUAAUGAUUCUUGGGCUAAAGUUCUUCGGGCUCAGGUUCUAAGAGAUUUCUUUAACUUUCCUACAGCAUGGCGUUCCUCUCUUAAUUACUCAGUCGCUAGUUACAUUCACAAUUACCACUGGAACCUGCCUCAACAAGUGAUAGAUUUAUGUCCAGGUAACAUUUGGAAUUGUCUGGCCGAAGUUUUGAAUUGCAGGAUUCAGUUAUCGUGUACCUCUGAGGUUUGGAAGCUUUGCGAUCGGAAUUGGAGUCCGCAAUGUAAGGUGGUGGUUCAGGAGCUUUGUAUCAACACCAUUCACACAAUCUGGAAUUGCAGAAAUAUGAAGAGAUUUCAGAACAAUCCUACCUAUUGGAGAAAUGCUAUUACCAAUAUUAAAGCCGACGUACAACUUGCCGGAACUUGGACCAAUCUUCCUUUUAGGAAUUCUAUAGAAGAUUUCAGAAUCUUGAAGCUUUUCGAUGUUCCGAUACAUCCGCCUCGUCCUUCUCUUAUCAAAAAAUUUUUUGGCAGCUCUGGUGAUUUUAUCAUCGGGUUCUCUAAAAAUCUCGGUAAACACAAUGCUUUCUUUGCUGAAUUAUCUGGAGCACUGAGAGCAAUUGAAUUAGCUCAGCUUCACCAUUGGAAUCAUUUGUGGCUCGAAAGUGAUUCAUCCCUUGUUGUGAAGGCCUUUAGCAACCAGGCGGCUAUCCCUUGGCUCCUUAGGAACAGAUGGAUUAAUUGCCAUGUUUAUACUAGACAUAUUAAUUUUCUGAUUACUCAUGUGUAUAGAGAGGCCAAUUCUUGUGCCGACUUGUUGGCAAAUGAAGGCCUUACGGUUACUCCACCACUCAACAUGCUUACUAUUGCAUGGACCCAAAAAUCCGACGACUUUACACCUCGAGGCACGUCAAAUUUGUUGAAAUAG
Molecule: messenger RNA, 1572 nt
Organism: Vicia villosa (hairy vetch)
Lineage: Eukaryota; Viridiplantae; Streptophyta; Magnoliopsida; Fabales; Fabaceae
Exons: 6
Coding region: 1-1572 (523 amino acids)
Molecular function (GO): RNA-DNA hybrid ribonuclease activity; nucleic acid binding
Source: RefSeq, a predicted model, not a curated record